UUGUGUCGAAUGCUGCGCCAUAGCGCCAAGUAUACUGCACUUGUAAAGUCCCAACAUCGUUUCUGUGAGCACUCGGGACAUCAGACUCCGGCGAUGUUGCAAUGCGGGGCAUGAGCUGUCGAUUGCCGGAGUGGCAACUUCGACCUCUGCGCCAACAUCCUAAAUUUUGUGGCCCUCUAUUCCUAAGUAAAUUUAGCUUGUCACGCCAGAAAUCAUGUCGCCCUCAGCAACCACAUUGAGUACUGAAACAAAUGGCAAUGCCACAGUCGGAGCGCUUGGCAAAACCAAAAGCGGGAAGCCUCUCAAGAUAAGAUCUUACCCCAAAUUCGACUCGCUCGAAGAGGAACGGUUGUAUCGGCAGCAGCAUCUGGCAGCCGCAUAUAGGAUCUUCGCGGACAGAGGCUUUGACGAGGGUGUGGCUGGACAUAUCAGUGUUCGCGACCCAAUCCUCAAGGACCAUUUCUAUCUCAUUCUAGUGAAUGAGGAUGGGGAGGUAGUCGUCGGCGAUGAGCCUAUUAAUGCUGCAGCAUUCGCCAUCCAUUCCGAGAUCCAUAAAGCCAGACCGGAUGUCGAUGCCGCCUGUCAUGCGCAUUCCGUAUAUGGGAAAGCCUUCUCAGUAUUCGGUCGAGAGCUUGACAUGAUAACGCAAGACAGCCUGCGAUUCUACAAGAACCAUGCAGUUUAUCCGCAAUUUGGAGGCGUGGUGCUGGACCGGGAGGAAGGCAAAAGGAUUGCCUCACACCUGGGCGAUGGGAAAGCCAUCAUUCUCCAGAACCAUGGUUUGCUCACCGUCGGACAAACAGUGGACGCUGCGGCUUUCUGGUUUUUGUCUCUAGACAAGACGUGCCACGCUCAGCUCCUGGUCGAUGCUGCAGCACAAGGAAGUGGCCACAAGAAGACCUUCAUUGAUGACGAAGAAGCACAAUUCAGUUAUGCUCAAGUCGGAACUCCCGAGAAAGGCUGGCUUGCGUUCCAGCCAUAUUAUGACGAAAUCCUAGCCAAGACGAACGGUAGCUUCCUCAAGUAGUUAUUUGACGGGAUCGCUCAGGAGGCAGAUAUUGUUGCUGUUCUCAACUCAGAGCAACGGUGUAUUCGGCUUUCGGUCGGAUGGGUCGCGACAGACGACGGCUCUGGUAAACUGGAAAGAAGGGCAUUGUGCCAAUCCUCCGUAGCGAAUUUCGUGCUGGCAGUCGCUCUUGGUCUGCUAUGCUGUCUUAUGUGUAUCUCAG
Molecule: messenger RNA, 1229 nt
Organism: Cercospora beticola
Lineage: Eukaryota; Fungi; Ascomycota; Dothideomycetes; Mycosphaerellales; Mycosphaerellaceae
Cellular component (GO): cytoskeleton
Molecular function (GO): actin filament binding
Source: RefSeq, a predicted model, not a curated record